Molecule: messenger RNA, 2407 nt
Organism: Actinia tenebrosa (Australian red waratah sea anemone)
Lineage: Eukaryota; Metazoa; Cnidaria; Anthozoa; Actiniaria; Actiniidae
Product: cholesterol 24-hydroxylase
Biological process (GO): cholesterol catabolic process
Molecular function (GO): heme binding; cholesterol 24-hydroxylase activity; iron ion binding
Source: RefSeq, a predicted model, not a curated record
UUUUUUUCCAGCAGUGUGUGUGUGACUCAGCGAAAACAGACAAAAUAUAAUCAUCAAAAUGAUGGAGUCUGCAUGGAGCAUAGGUUUUGCGUUAGUUGCACUCCUUUCAGUUCUACUUCUGGGUUUUAUUGGCUUUGUUAUUCAUAUCUAUGUUUUACAUCGAAAGUACAGUCAUCUACCUGGUCCUCCACGUCCAAGCUUUUUCUAUGGUCAUUUACCAAUCGUGAAGAAAGAGGUUCAGGAAGGAAGGACACUGGUCGAAUUGUUUCAAAAGUGGUCUUUAGAAUAUGAUGGACUAUAUCUGAUUUGGUUUUUCUGGCACCCAAGAGUUGUAGCAUAUCAUAAGGAUGUUAUCAAGGAUGUGAUAAUAAAAUACAAUCUACCCAAGCAAAAGUCAUUACAGAAGAUGUUGUCAGACAUGUUUGGUGCUAGAUUCAUGAAGAACGGGUUGGUAUCCAUAACGAAUCAUGAAGAAUGGAAAAAGAAGAGAAAUGCUGCCAAUCCAGCAUUUUAUCGAUCCCACCUUAAAACCUUGGUCAGUGAUUACAACAAAAGCUGUGACAAGUUUCUCACAAAGAUUGGUGGAAUGGCUGAUGGGAAGACACAGGUCAGAAUGUUGGAUUAUUUUCACCGCGUCACACUGGAUGUUAUUGGAAAGGUUGCCUUUGACAUGGAACUAAAUUCUCUGGACGAUGACCACUCCCCAUUCCCGACAGCUGUUGCAAACUGUUUGAAUGGAAUUCUGUUCAAGUUUAGGAAUCCUUUUCACAAGAUCAACCCAAGUACAUUCAAGUAUCAGAGACAGGUUGCAGAUGGGACAAGGCUUCUGAGAGAGACUGGUAGAAAAUGUAUCGAGAAGAGACAAGCAGCCAUUGCAAGUGGAAAGACAAUGCCAAAUGAUGUUCUGUCAACUAUGAUGAAACUAACAGAAUUGCAUGGUAUCAGUUCUGAAGAUUUGCUCGACGACUUCAUAACAUUCUUUAUUGCAGGGCAAGAAACAACAGCAAACCAGCUUUCCUUUCUUCUUCUUGAAGUUGCUCAACGCCCUGAUGUACUGGAGAAAUUGAAGGCUGAAAUCCACGAAGUGCUUGGAUCACGUGAUUACGUUGAGUUCGACGACCUCGCUAAGCUCGAAUACAUGGGACAGGUGCUGAAAGAAGCUUUACGGCUUUACCCACCCGCGGGGGGAAUCGCUCGGGAGACAAAAGAGCAAAUCGUUCUUGGUGGUCACAUGAUUCCCGCCAAUUCCCUCAUUAACGUCAGUAUCUACAGCGCCCAUCAUCACCCAGAUCAUUUUGAAGACCCCGAGAAAUUUGAUCCCGAUCGAUGGAACAAAGAGAAUGCUGACAAAAUUGAUCGGUUUUCAUACUUGCCGUUCUCCUUGGGCCCGAGAAACUGCAUUGGACAAGUCUUUGCUCAGUUUGAAUCCAAAGUGCUGCUGGCCCGACUUCUAAAGAAUUUCAAAAUCACACUAAUCCCAGGUCAAACACGAACUAUUAAGGAACAAGGGACGCUACAGCCAAGAGACGGGGUCGUAUGUACUUUGGAACAACGACGCUAAAGAUCGCUAAAUCAGAAAACCGACACCCUUUCCUCACUCGAUUAAUUCGCACGGCUAUGAAAUAUAGAGUCAAUCUCAUAUGACUAUGGAAACGGUACAGUCGUGCUGUGACCGUGACCGUGACAAUCACGCCAACACGCUUCCCCUCACUUGAUUAAUUCGCACGGCUAUGAAAUAUAGAGACAAUCUCAUGUGGCAGUCAAUCCGACGGUACAGUCGCACAGCGACGGCGGUGACCGUGACAAUCACGCAAACACACUUCCCCUCACUUGAUUAAUUCGCAGGGCUAUCAAAUAUAGAGACAAUCUCAUGUGGCAGUCAAUCCGACGGUACAGUCGCACAGCGACGGCGGUGACCGUGGCCGAGUCAGUCAUUUUCAUUGGCUGCGUAGUGCUUUCGUGCGCUGUGAUUGGUCAAAAAAUGCCAUUAAUUCGGGAGCCGUUUCUAUUAUAUUCUAUGCACAUAUUUUAGCAAUAAUUACUCGAUUUGCUUUUUAGUACACAAUCGUGUUUGUUUUUAGCACAAAAUGUAGCAUUUCUUUAUAUUUGAAUACACCAUUUUAUCAAGGUUGCGUGCGCAUCCAAAUUUAAGGAACUUGACAGGCCACGAUUCCAGAACACGAGCUAUAUAAUGAGUAUUAUCGUGCAUUGCUAUGACAGUGUUUUGUUGUUUUUUUUUUCGUUUUUGAUAAGAAUUCAUAAAAUUGAUUAUUCUCUUUAAAUAAAAAACUGGCUUCUCAAUUUUACUGAAUUAGCGUUUUUCAGUUUUGUGGCCCGUCAAGUUGGAUGUGCACGCAACCUUGAGAAAACGAUCUCUUAAUAAAUUUACCGAGUUCUAUAUCAAAAA